AAUAAAUUGUAUACAUAUAUAAAUGAAGUGUUUCAAUUUUCCGUCCCUGCUAUUGGAAAACAGGAUUUGUUUCCAUGUGCACAAAAUAAUUCACACCGUGGUUAAAUCGGAAGUUCUACGCUGCUGCCUUCUUCUUUUCUUCUUCCGCUACGUCAUCACGUCCAGAGCUCUGAUUGGUUGCUACUGUCUGUGACCUGGCAACCAGAAGAGGCUUUACCAAACAGACAGACCCCCUGGCAUCAACAAAACAAGCUAGCAUCUGGGUGUUUUAUUCUGCGAAACGCAGCCGUCCAAACUAGCACCAUGUCUUCAAGGACUCUACCGCUGCUUUUCAUCAAUCUCGGAGGAGAAAUGCUGUAUAUUCUGGACCAGCGGCUUCGAGCCCAGAAUAUCCCCGCUGAUAAAGCUAAGAAAGUUAUGAAUGACAUCAUCACCACUAUGUUCAACAAAAAGUUUCUGGAGGAGCUUUUUAAGCCACAGGAGCUUUACUCCAAGAAGGCCCUGCGGACUGUGUUUGACAGACUGGCCCACGCAUCCAUAAUGAGACUCAAUCAAGCUAGCAUGGACAAGCUCUAUGACUUGAUGACCAUGGCUUUCAAGUAUCAAGUGCUUCUGUGUCUGCGACCUAAAGACAUCCUCCUGGUUUCCUUCAACCACAUGGAUGCAAUCAAGGACUUUGUGAAAGACACUCCCAGCAUUCUCAGCCUGGUCGAUGAGACAUACCGGCAGCUCAUAGAGAUGUACACGUCUUUAUCACAUGGUGAAUUUCAGCUAAUUAGACAAACUCUUCUAAUUUUCUUCCAAGACAUGCACAUAAGGGUGUCUAUCUUCCUCAAGGACAAGGUGCAGAACUCUAAUGGUCGUUUUGUCCUUCCUACUAGCGGUCCGGUACCUCAUGGAACACAGGUCCCCGGCUUGAUAAGGAUGUUUAGCUGUACUGGUGAGGAGGUGACCAGACUGCAGUUCAAUAAUGGAGGCAACUACACUGCUGGUCUUAGGGAAGGAUCUUUUGAAAUGUUUGGAGACAGGGUUACAAAACUGGGCACAAACAUGUACAGUGUGAGUCGUCCAGUGGAAACCCAUAUGUCAGGAACAUCUAAGAGUUCUGCCCAGCAUACGAAGCAGGUCAACACUGCUCCCAACCCUCUGGCUAAAGAGGAGCUGAAUCUUUUAGCCAAGUUAAUGGGAGGCUUAGAAGUUCAAAAAACAGGAAAUGCAGACAGUGGCUUUCGAGUUAAUCUUUUUGCCACUGAUGAGGAAGAAGAAGAGGCAUUAAUAACAAGGCCAGAUGAACUGUCUUAUGGAGUCAUAAACAUCCAAGCAACAAAGGACCAUCAGGCUAAUGCUGAGCUGGCCAAGAUCAUGGGAGAGUUCACAGAGUCUGGACAUCAGUCUCCGAGUGCCAGCAGCAAAGGAGAUGACCUUCUGGCCAUGAUGGACGGUCUGUGACAUGGCUGCCCUGACAGAAAAGCCCAGAGGGCGGGGCAGCAACAUUCCCCUCUGCUGUAGACCAGAAAGCUGUCUUUACCUGCUAACGCGCGGCCGCACCAUCAAAAGCAGCCAGAAAACCGUCUUCUUUGGGUGCUGAAGAUGACGAUGCAGAUGAUCACAGGUGUUUUCAUCAGGUGUCAAAUGAGCAACUGUGAAUCUACAUAGUGAUCUAAGCUUUAGGCUGUAAUACACUUUAAGGGUGUGUUUCAGCUUCAGUUCAAGUUAUACAGUAGGUCUCUGUCAGUGUGUAUAUGUGAUAAUAGCAAAACAUUGGCUCAACACGUCACAUUUUUUAAACUCUGACUCAGACUGAGCUGCUGUGCACAAUAACAUGUUACAUCUUUCAAUUGACAGAUCUUAUGGUCUAUAAUUUUGUGUUUACAUUACAGUAAAACCAUUCUACCCUUCAACGGUAUUAAGAAACUACUUGUAAGAUAUUUUCCACAACUGUGAUGUUGCUGAAUGUUGAGAUAUGACCAAGAAAUCAGAAAUGUGCAUCAGAGUACAUUAUUAUCAGACACAGUAAUGCAAUAGAAUUGUCUAAUAUGUACAUAUGUUUAUUAUACACAAUAUUUAUUGAUUGCAUUAUUUUCUGUGAAUAGAGAACAUACUGCUGCAGUUGCUGAAUUGUUAAAUGUGCAAUGUAGACUUUUUAAUAAACAGCAGAACACAUUAGAGCAUAAA
Messenger RNA from Betta splendens (Siamese fighting fish), 2175 nucleotides. RefSeq names its product organic solute carrier partner 1b (gene oscp1b). The record is from RefSeq and is a predicted model, not a curated record. Gene Ontology annotation, cellular component: cytoplasm; plasma membrane. Bases 304 to 1449 code for a protein of 381 amino acids. The transcript has 10 exons. Lineage: Eukaryota; Metazoa; Chordata; Actinopteri; Anabantiformes; Osphronemidae. Gene Ontology annotation, biological process: transport.